Molecule: messenger RNA, 1306 nt
Organism: Bombina bombina (fire-bellied toad)
Lineage: Eukaryota; Metazoa; Chordata; Amphibia; Anura; Bombinatoridae
Gene: RNF126
Product: ring finger protein 126
Exons: 9
Coding region: 48-980 (310 amino acids)
Biological process (GO): protein ubiquitination
Cellular component (GO): cytoplasm
Molecular function (GO): ubiquitin protein ligase activity
Source: RefSeq, a predicted model, not a curated record
UCGCAGCGUGGUUACAUCACAGCGCGUCAUCUCCAGGGCAGCGGAUAAUGGCGGAGGCUUCACCGGAUUCCGGGCGCUUCUUCUGUCACAGCUGUUCGGCCGAGAUCAGUCCCCGACUCCCGGAAUAUACUUGCCCCCGGUGUGAGUCAGGAUUUAUUGAGGAACUUCCAGAAACAAGUAGAGGUACAGAGAACAGCAGCUCCUCAGGGACAGAACAAAACAGACAUCCUUUUGAAAACUUGGAGCCCACCCAGUUCAUGUUGCCUUCUGGAUAUGGACAGGUAACGGUCGGUAUUUUUAAUGAAGGCCUUGAUUUCCCAAUUUUUGGUUCGGGCGUACCCACAGAGGAGACUCGCGAUGGGGAGAAUCGGAGGGAGCAGCAAUCACGACAGAGAUAUGGUGCUCGGCAACCUCGUGCCAGGCUAAGCACAAGACGAACUGCAGGGAGGCACGAAGGUGUCCCUACACUAGAGGGGAUCAUUCAGCAGUUAGUGAAUGGGAUUAUCGCACCCACAGCCAUGCCAAACCUGGGAAUAGGGCCUUGGGGUGUUCUUCAUUCCAGUCCCAUGGAUUACGCCUGGGGAGCCAAUGGCCUAGAUACAAUAAUCACACAGUUACUUAACCAGUUUGAAAACACUGGACCACCUCCUGCAGACAAUGAGAAGAUCCAGGCACUCCCUACCAUCCAGAUCACAGAAGAGCAUGUGGCUACCGGGUUGGAGUGCCCUGUAUGUAAAGAAGACUACACAUCUGGUGAAAAUGUGCGACAACUUCCAUGCAAUCACUUAUUUCACAACGACUGCAUUAUCCCUUGGUUAGAACAGCACGAUACAUGUCCAGUGUGCCGGAAGAGUCUGAGUGGUCAGAACACAGCAACAAACCCCCCAGGACUCACAGACAUGAAUUUCUCUUCCUCUUCUUCCUCCUCAUCCUCCUCCUCCUCAAUUGACGAAAAUAACACCAACUCAAACAAUUCUUGAGCCCUGUGGUUAGAUGUGGAGAAUUAUGAGCCUCCCCUUCUGUGUUUCCAUUCCCACACCGAUUACGCAAUCUACUCUAGCUACUGGAGGAUACGGAAUGCCUUGACAUGGAAUCAGCUGGGAAACAAAUUUAACUUUUUUUUUUUUUUUUUUUUUUUUUUUUGAGAGUGGAAUACUUUAGUUGAAAAGAGAGACUGAACAAAAGAAUAAUUAUAAUGGGGGAAGGAUUAUCCCCCUUUUUAAAACGAGUGAGGUGACUCCUUUAUCAUUUUAUUUAAUAAAUGCUAUGAAGUUUUUAAUCUUUAAAUUAAAAUUGUAUGAUUUUG